Molecule: messenger RNA, 246 nt
Organism: Linum tenue
Lineage: Eukaryota; Viridiplantae; Streptophyta; Magnoliopsida; Malpighiales; Linaceae
Source: the annotation of a GenBank genome assembly
AUGUUAGCUCAUAAAAGCACAGCUGCGGGAGGAGUUCUUAAGGGGUGUGAUGGGAGAUUCAUCAAGGCGUUUGAUGUCAAUCUAGGUGGAGGUUCGAUAACUCAUGCAGAGUUGAGAGGUAUAGCUCAUGGACUGCGUAUUGCCUGGGAUGAGGGGCUCCGGAAAGUUUUACUACAGACUGACUCGACAACAGCAAUCAGCCUGCUGAAAGAUGAGGAUUCCCACACAAUCCCCAUUACACCUUGA